AUGGGACCGUUCCCCUUGUCAGCUCAAAAGAACAAAUAUGUAUUGGUUAUUGGAGAUUAUUUUACCCGUUACAUGGAAGCAUAUGCCAUACCCAAUCAGAAUGCAGAGAACGUGUCACAUAAGCUAGUUAUGGAAUUUAUAUCAAGAUAUGGGAUUCCAUUAGAACUUCAUUCAGACCAAGGAAGAAACUUUGAAAGUGACCUUUUCAAGGAAGUAUUGAACCUGUUGGAAAUUAAGAAAACCCGCACAACUGCAUACAGACCUAGCUCCAAUGGACUUAUUGAAAGAUUUAAUGGCACUUUGGGCAAAAUGAUACAGAAGUACAUCAACUCUAAUCCAAUUAACUGGGACAAACACAUUAAUCUUUUAUUAGCAGCAUAUCGCAGUACUGUCCAUCCAUCUACAGGUUAUACUCCUAAUAUGCUGAUGUUCGGCAGAGAAGUGAAUUUACCAGCUAACCUCCUAUUUCCAUUUCCCAGGGACGUAGACCAUACUGAAACACAUGAAUAUUUAUAUCAAUUAAGGGACAAAGUCGAGGAGUGUUAUCACCUAGCGAGAGAAAAUUUAAAAGAAGCUUCAGAAAGACAGAAAAGAGAUCAUGACACAAGAAUCUAUGAAAGGACAUAUCAAAAAGGAGACCUAGUUUAUAAAAGGACAGGACCAAGGAGGAAGCUGGAUGACAAGUUCGAAGGACCAUUUAUCGUUAAACACAUGUUCAGCCCUGACAUAUAUGAAAUAAUUGGGAAAAAGAAAACUUUUGUUGUUCAUCAUGACAGAUUAAAACCAUUUCAAAGUGAAGAAAUACCAAAGUGGGCAAGAUCUCUACAGGGAAAAAUUUCUAAAGCAUGUUAA
Ruditapes philippinarum (Manila clam) is the source of this 852-nucleotide messenger RNA. RefSeq names its product protein NYNRIN-like. The coding region runs from base 1 to 852 and encodes 283 amino acids. Gene Ontology annotation, molecular function: nucleic acid binding. The record is from RefSeq and is a predicted model, not a curated record. NCBI's taxonomy places the organism in Eukaryota, Metazoa, Mollusca, Bivalvia, Venerida, Veneridae. Gene Ontology annotation, biological process: DNA integration. The transcript has a single exon.